This is a messenger RNA of Adineta steineri, 1917 nucleotides long. The record is from the annotation of a GenBank genome assembly. Lineage: Eukaryota; Metazoa; Rotifera; Eurotatoria; Adinetida; Adinetidae.
AUGGUCGGAGAUCCGAAUUUGAAGGCUCGCACUGAAAAUUAUAGUACUUUGGUGAUACCACCGUCAGCCACGAAAAACGAACAACUUGAAUCAGGUUAUGGUUCUACAAAUUCUGCUAGUGAUGACUCAUCAGGCUGUCGACGAACUAAUAUAGCAAAAUCGCGAAAACAGCCUCGUCACACGUCUAUUCCAAUGGUGGACAUCAAUCGCUCUAAAAAUGUAUUACAUGGCACAUAUCAAUGUGAUUCAACAGAGUGCAAUAAUACAAAACAACAGCAGCUUCAGCCGUUUAAUCUGGAUCCGAUCAAUAAUUAUCAUCGUUUAAAGACAGCAAACUCACAGAUCUCAAUUGAUGCGACACCUUUUCAAAAAUUUAUACCAAAUAACAAGAUAUAUAACAACGGAAAUAGUAAAAAACUAUGUUCCAAACCUACCAAUACUUCAACUGAACAUAGUCGCAAACUUCAUACUCCUGUGAAGAAAGAUAAUGAUAUUGUCAAUUAUUCAGAUGAUUGGGACUCAGACUAUUCUGAUGAUUGGGAAUCAGAAGUAGAUGAAAAACCAAAAAUAACGACUGCAAUUAAGUUACCUUCAACAGAACCAAAAAUACCGGAUAACUCUCUUAAUCUUAUACCAUCUGAUCCGACAGCUUUCGAAGCAUCUUUCUGUCGUAAACGUCAGGCAGCCAUCGAUAAUAUGUCAUAUCGACAAGCUGUCGACAGUUGGAAAGCAAAGGGUCUUCAUGAUGUUGCCAAACUCAUCAAUGAAUUAUCAUCAGGCAAGAAUUUGAUCGAUCGUGCUUGGAUUGUUUUUUAUUGGGUUUCACAAAAUAUCGAAUAUGACGUAGAAGCUUACUUUAGUGGAAAUAUUCACCAUCAAACAGCGGCUGAUAUCUUUGCAAGUCGCAAAGGAGUUUGUGAUGCAUUUGGAACUAUUUUCGAAACUCUCUGCACAGCAGUUCAGAUUGAAUGCAAGAAGAUUAGUGGUUACGCUAAAGGAUAUAGUUUUAAAAUGGGACAAAAAUCAUUUACCCGAACGAAUCAUGCUUGGAAUGUUCUACGUUUAGAAGGACAUUGGUAUCUCGUCGAUUCGACAUGGGGCGCAGGACACUUGGAUAGUAAUAAUCAAAAUCAAAAGGAAUUAAAUUCAUUCUACUUUCUAGUUCCUCCUGAGCAGAUGAUCUAUAGACAUUUACCUGAAGAUUCCCAAUGGCAACUAUUAAUAUCCUCUAUAUCGAUGGAUGACUUUAUUCACAUGCCUUAUGUUCAUCCAGCAUUUUUUGAGCAUAAUCUGGAUAUCGUUUCUCCACGUCACUCUAACACGGCGUUUUUUAACUUGAAUCAUGGACUUUCUGAAGUGCUUGUGCGAGCUCCAUCUGAUGUGACUUUGAUGGGCGACAUCAAAGAAUCAGGAUCCGGAAAAAUUGAGACUAGUAGUCUUAUUCAAUAUGAUACUGAUCGCCAACUAUGGCAAUGUCUCUUUGCACCAAAACGUAGUGGUUCUCAUACAUUGACAAUAUUUACUCGUCGAGAGAUAGAAACAAUAAAAAGUAAAAAUACUGAGAACAAAUAUUCUUGUGCAAUUGAAUUCAGUUUACAUGUACCAAGUGAUGUUGUCAAAAUAAAGCCUUUUCCAUUAACUUACGGAUUAUAUACACAGUGUAAAUGUCAAAUUUUUGAACCUCUUGACGGUGCACUCAAACCUGGUUCGAAAACGACCAUUCACUGUCGCAUACCAAAUGCUUAUUGUGCUCGGCUUCAGCUCGAUGGAGAGUGGCUUUCAGAAGAAAUUUUAAAAGAUGGCAUCUUCAAGAGACAAAUUACAAUUCCACAGCGAGAAAUAAUUAUGUGGGUCAAAUUUCCUGAUAAAAAAAAUACUUCAAAUUACAAUGGACUCUUUCAUUAUUCAAUCAAAUAG